Messenger RNA from Angiostrongylus costaricensis, 537 nucleotides. The record is from the annotation of a GenBank genome assembly. NCBI's taxonomy places the organism in Eukaryota, Metazoa, Nematoda, Chromadorea, Rhabditida, Metastrongylidae.
AUGGGAAAGUUCACGAGAGAGGAAGAAGUUCUGCUCUCCAGCUAUUCACCUGCAAACUCAGCCAGGAGUAAUGCUUUAUUCUACCUCAAUGCUGUUGUGCUUUCUCUUGCACCGCUUUAUCUCUUCUACGGGGUCCAUCAGAUGGAAGUAUCUGAGUCAUGGAUUGUAUGGAUAAUUUCUGCUGUUGCAUCAACGUAUUUUCUCUCUAUGGCGUGUAAGAAUCAGAAAAGGCUAUUGAAGCAUCAGAUAGUCAUGAAACGUGGCUCUGCUGUCGAUAGAGAAAUUAAUCAGAAAUACGCAAACGAUAAGAAAAUGAGCACUAAGGAAAAAGAGGAGCGAGCCCUUUUUCGCAAAAACGAGGUGGCGGAUUCGGAAGCAACCUAUCUAUCGAUCUUUUUCACCAAUGUACUUUUUCUUUCGAUCAUGUUGUUUUUAGCUUUCUUCCUUCUUGGGAACCUAACCCCUAUUUUCAAUUCUCUUCUCUCUGUCAUUGGAUCUGCAGGGCUUGUAGCAUUCCUUUCAACUGCUAAGAACUAG